GCGAGAAGAAGAGAAAGUGCAAGACAAGAAGAAUAAAACCCAAAAGAAAGAAAAGGAGAGGAGGCAGAGAUGAAGUUGGAGGGAUUGCUGCUCAGUCUUAUAUUGUCCCUGUCUUUCAGGGGCAGCUGGGGAGCUCCCGUGGAUGGUGAAGAGCCUGGAGACUUGGCUGCUGGGGGAAACAUUGGUGGAGGGUUAGAGGAGGCUGUCAAACAUGGCUUAGGAGAGGCUGCCAAACAUGGGCUGGAGGAAGCCGUUGACCACGGAGUUAGGGAAGCUGCUGGCCCUGGGGUUGGGCAUUCAAUUGGUCACGGGGUGCAGGAUGCAGGUAAUGCCAUCAGUCAUGCUGGGAGUUCUGCAGACAAAGACAUCAGUAACGCUGGUGGGGCCCUCAGUCAUGGAAUUGGUGGCCCUCAUCGUCCAUUGCUGGGGAUCCCUCAUGGGGCCAGCCAUACUAAUGUGCAUGGUGGCCAGCCUUCAUCUGGAGGGCAUGGAGCCUCUGGAACCAGCAGCUCCCAUACUGGUCAUGGGCUCUUGGGAGGGCAUGGAAACACAAGCCCCAGUGGAACUGGCUCUCAUGGAGCUCCACAGGGCCAAGGACAUCAUGGAGGCCUGGGAAGCCACCCUGGGGGCCAUGCUCAAGGAAGUCAGGGUGGCUCAGCUGGCCAGGGGACCAGUUCUCAGGGGAGUAAUUCAGGCAAUGGGAAGCCGGUAGAGAGGAGCAGCAGCCAGGAAACAGGGUGCACCAACCCCUCAUCCUCUGGGUCAAAUGGCGGAAGUGCCUCUGGGGGAGGCAGCAGCUCAUCCUCAGGAUCUGGUAGCAGUGUCAGCACGACUCCAGUCCCUUAUGCAAACUCUCCAAAGGAAACAAGCCCAGAAGCAACCACUAACAUAAACAGGAACAACCAGGGGUCUACAUCAUCAUCAUCUUCUGGCAAUGGUGGGAAUAGUGGAGGUAGAAGCACUGAAGGGUGUGAGCAUACAGGCAGCGGAAAUCAGGGAAGCAGCUCUCAUAACAACGGACAGACUGGACAGGGCUCUGAGAACGGAUCUAAUGGCUGGGGAUCUGGCUCAUCAUCAUCAUCUCCAACAGGAGGGAGUGGAGGUUCUGGUUUUGCAUCUGGUUCUAACACAGCUGGAGGAGGAAUAGGAGAAACUGAAGUCAACAGCGGAAAUGGUGUUUAUAAUGCUCCCAAUGCUCAAGGCUUCUUCAACUUUGAUACGUUCUGGAAGAAUUUUAAGUCCAAGCUGGGCUUUAUUAACUGGGAUGCCAUAAACAAGGACCAGAGGAGCUUUCGCAUCCCGUGAUUUCCAGAUGAGGAGUUGCCAGAUGGAUGGGACCCUCAGGCCCCACUCCCAAAUCCCCUAAAAUGAGAACAUCCCCAUCUCCUUUAAAUAAACCACAGCUCCCCUGUACUCCCGGUCUCUGCUCUUUCUUGCCGCCUUUUUAAUGUUUAAGGGGGAGAGGGCUGGAGGGGAAGAGUGAGGUGCCAAGAUUUGGGAUGGGGAGCUGGGGUCAACAGUGGAGGAAAGCACUGGGCAGAGAGGUCUCACCACUGAGCUCUCCCUCUAGGACUUAUUCCUUUUACAAUGGAGAGGUGUUGGGGGGGGGGAAUCCAAAGCAAAGAAUGUGGGUGAUGAGUGUGGGAUAAUAGUGCUGUCUGCCUUGGCCUCUCCCAUCUUCCUUUCCACUUCACUGCCCAGAACUGAGGUUCCUAUAUUCAUUCAGUCCACCACCUCUCCCUUAAAGGCUCCAAGCUGUCUGUGUAUCCAACUCCUCCUAAGUCUUAUGAAAGUCUUAUGAAAGACUGUUGAUGGAAUGGGGUAUUGGGGAAUGGGGGGGGUGUGUGUGUGUGUGUGUGUAUGUGUGUGUGUGUGUUGGGGGGGCAAGAAAUCUCAGGGAAAACCACAUAUAUUGUCCUGAAAGGAGUAGGGAGUAGGGCUCCCCACUAAUUUGCU
Phascolarctos cinereus (koala) is the source of this 1956-nucleotide messenger RNA. RefSeq names its product dermokine (gene DMKN). The record is from RefSeq and is a predicted model, not a curated record. Gene Ontology annotation, biological process: cornified envelope assembly. Lineage: Eukaryota; Metazoa; Chordata; Mammalia; Diprotodontia; Phascolarctidae.